Messenger RNA from Ilyonectria robusta, 720 nucleotides. RefSeq lists its product as uncharacterized. Lineage: Eukaryota; Fungi; Ascomycota; Sordariomycetes; Hypocreales; Nectriaceae. The coding region runs from base 1 to 720 and encodes 239 amino acids. The transcript is spliced from 2 exons. The record is from RefSeq and is a predicted model, not a curated record.
AUGCGUCUUGGCAGCAUGAGAGAGCCACUAUCCUCUCGUCGACGGGGCGUUCCGAUGGCCUGCACCCAGGGUCCCUCUUCGGUCUCCCACGUUGCACGCGCCUUGGCGAUAUCGUCUCGUUCGAGGCCCGUGGGCGUUUUAUCUGUUGCAGGGUCUCUGCGUCGCCCAGUCCACCUAUCCAUCCAGCUCGGCCGCCCAGCCCCCCAGGUACAAUUCAUCUACCGUGCGGUCUUUGUUUGCUACGCGCUCUGUGCUCGUUGCCGGAGCAAAAAGGACGAAGCAUUGAGAGAGGGGGACAUCUCGAUACAUCCGGCAGGAUCGAGUGGUUCACGUUCGCCAGGGAGACCCAGCCCACACACGGCCGUCCAGGUGCCGGUCCGCGGUGAUGAAAGUGACGCAUCUGUUCAUAUAAGCUAUGCACACAUGGUAUUACCAGUGUGGGUGUCGGGCCCGUUCUCUCGCGUUUGUUCCCGUCCAGAUCAGGACUCAUCAGUCCACUUUUCCGUCGCCUUUGCGCCGAGGGCGGGCCCGCAGCUGUACUGGACUCUUUCACGCGCUGGCUCACCCGGGUGCGACAGGAAAUUGGUGCCUGCGAGUGUCUUAUUCCGUCUUCUUUCCAGCUGUGUGGAUGAGCUGAGUCGGCGGGUUCCGGGGGUGAGAGUCGUCCCAGAAGGUGUUGCCUACUGCCCUCUUUGGCUCGCGUGUGGUUAUGCAGAGUGA